Molecule: messenger RNA, 1341 nt
Organism: Mesorhabditis spiculigera
Lineage: Eukaryota; Metazoa; Nematoda; Chromadorea; Rhabditida; Rhabditidae
Source: the annotation of a GenBank genome assembly
AUGACAGAUGUGUUACGCAAACCGCCAAUGGAGCCGCCACAGCCGCCACCGCUCGAUGAAGUGACUGCGGAAAAUCCCCGCGUUGUGACACUAAAUGGACAUGUUGGUUUUGAUGCGCUGCCGCAUCAACUUGUACGAAAGGCUAUUGAACAGGGGUUCCAUUUCAAUCUAAUGUGCGUCGGUGAGACCGGGCUUGGCAAAUCCACUCUGCUCGAGUCACUCUUCAACAUGAAACUCGACUUCGAUGCCUGUGGAGAAGAGCUGACUACAGUCGAAAUCAGAAGCAAGGUCUACGAGGUAAUUGAAGGUGGCAUCCGCCUAAAAAUGCGGAUCGUUGAAACGGCGGGUUUUGGCGAUCAACUCGACAAAGAUAAAAGUGCCAACGUCAUUGUCAGCUAUAUCAACGAGCAAUUUGAGAAGUAUUUGAAGGAGGAAUUGAAGGUGAGAAGAAUGUUGUCGUGCUAUGAAGACACGAGGAUCCAUGCUUGUUUGUAUUUCAUCUCGCCAACAGGGCUUGGCCUAAAAGCCCUCGAUCUGGUGACCCUCAAGGAAUUGAGCAAGCGCGUCAAUGUCAUCCCGGUCAUCGCAAAAAGUGAUACGAUCAGUAAAGAUGAAUUGAUCCGCUUCAAAACCAAGAUCUUGGCCGAAUUGACCCAACACAAAAUCGAUAUCUUCAAUUUCCCGACUGACGACGAAACGGUGGCAGCUGUAAAUGCUGAAAUGAACAAACUGCUCCCGUUCGCGGUAGUUGGAAGCACAGAUUUUGUGAAGAAGGAGAAUGGAAAGAUGGUGCGCGCUCGACGGUACCCAUGGGGUAUGGUGGAAGUUGAGAAUGAAGAGCAUUGUGAUUUUGUGAAACUUCGGGAAGCUCUGCUGCGGACGAAUGUGGAUUCACUGCGCGAUCAAACGCAUACGGUGCUGUACGAGAGAUAUCGCCGAGAUCGUCUCCGUGGUAUGCGUAUGGGUGAUGGCGAUACUGGACCAGGUUUUGCCAAUGCGUAUGCACAGAAAAAAGAAGAAUGCGCUUCGGAGAUGGCUAAGCGGGAAACAGAGAUGCGCGAUGAUUUCAGACAGCUGCUUGGUGAACGCGAAGAAGAACUUCGUCGCGAGGAGGAGGCGCUUAACAUUCGCACCCGAGACGUUGAACAUGCGCAUGAAAAGGAAAUGCAGCUGUUGGAAGCUGAGCUAAAAUUGCUACAAGAAGAAAAGACACGCCUUGAAAACAAAGCCAAGAAGGGGAAGAAGGUUGGAAGGACGUUCUCGUUCAAAGAACGCUUUGGACUCGUCUCCAGUACUGAUCUUCAGGCCCCGCUGGGCAAGGCCGAAGAUUCUGCGUUUAUC